GUAUAUAAACCCCUUGACUUCCAUCUUGGCAUCUCAUCUUGGCGCUCCACUCAUCGCUUUGUUUAUCUGGUCUGUCUGGCCUCAUUUGUCCCCUUUGUCCCAUUUAUCCACUAUUUCCACUUUGCCAAGAGAUGUCUACCUUCGAUCCCACCAAUGUCGAUCUCACCACGGCGAAGCUGGCUGAUGUGCUGUGUUAUUUGUACAGUGGCGCCGACGAUGGCGCCGACUAUCUGGGAGCCCGCAUAUCGUCCGUGUUUGUCAUUCUGAUCACCUCCACGGUGGUGACCUUCUUCCCCGUCGUCGCCAAGCGUGUCCGCCGGCUGAAGAUCCCCAACACGGCGUAUCUGGUGGCGCGCUAUUUCGGCAGCGGAGUCAUCCUCGCCACCGCGUUUGUGCAUCUGCUCGAUCCGGCGUACUAUGAAAUCGGCCAGAAUACCUGUGUCGGGGCCACAGGCAACUGGGCCCAGUAUUCCUGGCCCCCGGCAUUUGCCUUGCUCUGUAUCGUCAUCACUUUCCUUCUCGACUUUGGUGCCAGCCUGUACGUCGAGAGGAAGUAUGGCAUCCGCCAUACACACGAUGAGCCUGUGGCCAGGUAUAUUGCUCAUGACGAAGAAGCAGCAGGAGCGGCACAAGAAGAAGAGACCAGCACCAACACUUCUUCUACAGAUGAAAAGGCGCUCGAGAACGAAAAGUCUGUCCAGCAGCAGCUGGCCGCUUUUCUCAUCCUCGAGUUCGGCGUGCUCUUCCACUCGGUGAUCAUCGGGCUGACGCUGGGUAUCGUUGGCAGCGAGUUCAAAGUCCUGUAUAUUGUGAUCAUCUUCCACCAGGCGUUUGAGGGUUUAGGGAUCGGGGCCCGCAUGUCUUCCAUCCCGUUCAGACCUACCAGCUGGCUGCCCUGGCUGCUCUGUUCGGCUUACGGUCUCACCACGCCCAUUUCCAUCGCCAUCGGCCUUGCCGUGCGCGAAUCCCUGAACCUCAACUCCUUCAAUGCCAUGAUUGUCGAGGGAAUCCUCGACGCCUCCUCGGGUGGUGUCCUCAUCUACACCUCCCUCGUGGAGCUGAUUGCCCACGACUUCAUCUUCAACCCAAAUCGAACGAGUGAUCCGAAAGAACUGGCGGUGAUCCUCACCAGUUUCCUCGCGGGCAUUGCUAUAAUGUCGCUCCUCGGCAAGUGGAUUUAGACUUGGCUGAAUUCGAGUUUUCUCUUCACUCUCAAAGCCUUUCCUUCUUUAUGACGAUUGAAUACAUAAAAGUAUAAGUAUAUGGAGCCAAAUAUACCCAAAUAUUGAACCGGC
This is a messenger RNA of Penicilliopsis zonata CBS 506.65, 1295 nucleotides long. RefSeq lists its product as hypothetical. Lineage: Eukaryota; Fungi; Ascomycota; Eurotiomycetes; Eurotiales; Aspergillaceae. Gene Ontology annotation, biological process: zinc ion import across plasma membrane. Gene Ontology annotation, cellular component: plasma membrane. The transcript has a single exon. The coding region runs from base 132 to 1181 and encodes 349 amino acids. The record is from RefSeq and is a predicted model, not a curated record. Gene Ontology annotation, molecular function: high-affinity zinc transmembrane transporter activity.